This is a messenger RNA of Notothenia coriiceps (black rockcod), 1969 nucleotides long. It is a transcript of the gene acat2, whose product is annotated as acetyl-CoA acetyltransferase 2. Lineage: Eukaryota; Metazoa; Chordata; Actinopteri; Perciformes; Nototheniidae. The record is from RefSeq and is a predicted model, not a curated record. Bases 104 to 1288 code for a protein of 394 amino acids. The transcript has 9 exons. Gene Ontology annotation, molecular function: acyltransferase activity, transferring groups other than amino-acyl groups.
CUCGGUGCAGCUCUGACAGAAGGCAGUGUCAACAGAGCCCUGCACAGAGUAGACUAGUAGACAUUCAGGAAUAACCUCUCCAGCCAAGCAGCCGUCUAUCAAAAUGAACAACGAGUCUAUUGUCAUCGUGUCUGCUGCAAGGACGCCCAUUGGGUCCUUCAACGGUGCUCUGUCCACUGUGAAGCUGCCUGAGCUGUGUUCCCUGGUGAUCAAGGACGUUCUGAAGCGGGCCGAGGUGAAGCCAGAGGAUGUCUCUGAAGUUAUCAUGGGACACGUUCUAACAGCAGGUCAGGGGCAGAACCCGGCGCGUCAGGCCAGUGUAGCAGCUGGGAUCCCGUACCCCGUCCCGGCCUGGAGCUGUCAGAUGGUGUGUGGCUCCGGGCUGAAGGCUGUGUGUCUGGGAGCUCAGUCCAUCCUGACCGGAGAGUCCACUGUGGUGGUGGCAGGGGGCAUGGAGAGCAUGAGCCAGGCUCCUCACACUCUGAGAAUGAGAGAAGGGGUGAAGAUGGGCGAUGCCUCCCUGCAGGACUCCAUGGUGGCCGACGGCCUGACAGACGCCUUCCAUGGCUACCACAUGGGCCUCACAGCGGAGAAUGUGGCAGAGCAGUGGAAAGUCAGUCGAGAGGAGCAGGACAAGUUUGCUGUCCGGUCCCAGAACAAGACAGAGGCUGCGCAGAAAGCAGGACACUUCGAUCAAGAGAUUGUCCCGGUGACAGUGUCAUCCAGAAAAGGCCCGGUGGAGGUGAAGGUGGAUGAGUUUCCUCGCCACGGCAGCAGCACAGAGAGCAUGGCUAAACUCAGACCCUGCUUUAUUAAGGGCAGCGGCACCGUCACCGCUGGCAACUCCUCAGGUAUUAAUGAUGGAGCAGCAGCAACCGUCCUAAUGAGCCAAUCAGAGGCUGCGAGACGUGGCCUUAAACCGAUGGCCAGAAUUGUAACGUGGGCUCAAGCUGGCCUUGACCCAUCUAUCAUGGGAACGGGACCAAUACCAGCCAUCAGGAAGGCCGUUGAGAAAGCAGGCUGGCAGCUGGAGCAGGUCGACUUGUUUGAGAUCAAUGAAGCCUUUUCUGCCCAGUCUGUUGCGGUGGUGAAAGAGCUUGGCCUAAAUGCAGACAAGGUGAAUGUGAGUGGGGGGGCCAUCUCUCUGGGCCAUCCCAUUGGCAUGUCUGGCUGCAGGGUGCUGGUCACCUUGCUGCACGCCCUUCAGAGGACUGGAGGCAGUAAGGGCGUGGCGUCGCUCUGCAUCGGAGGAGGGAUGGGCAUCGCCAUGUGCGUGGAGAGGGUUUGAGACGGAAACUUAAUGCUGCCUCACAGAUUGCACUCAAUCUUAAAUGAUAAAGGGAUAGUUGUCGUUUACGCGGUUAAAUCUUAUCCAAUAUUAGCCAUUCAUUACAUUUAGCUGAGGCUUUUCUCCAAAGCGACUUACAGUAAGUACAUUCCACCAGGAAGAUACAACCUUCCCAAACCCUCCAUCAGGUUAUAGCUGUGUAACAUGUGACUUAAGGAUUUAAUACCUCUAGAUAAUGUAAUAGUGUAUAUCCACUAUUAGACGAUAUAUUAUGCACCGUACUGCAGUUAGUAGCUCUUAAUAAAUCAAAGUAUUGGAUGUCUUCUCCUUCAAGAUGACCUGCACUCCUGAAACAAACUUCAAAUGCAAGGCUUUAAUGCUUAAUUGCUUUAUUUGUGCCCGGUGCAGACAGGCUACCUUUUCUGUAGUUUUUUUACUUUGUGUAAUUUAAUGAUUUCGUACUUAGAUUGCUGUACAAAGACAUUUUGAUCGACAUUCCACUUUCUCUAAUCAAUGUAGCAGACAUGAGCCUUGAAAUGCAAGUGCCAUAAGGAUAAGGUUACGUACGCUACCCUUCUCUAACCGAGUACUUCCUGUACACAGCAUGAUGAAAGUGUAAAUGUUUCCUGCAGCUCUUUUGCAUAUCAAUAAAGAAUCAUCAGCCAUCGAGCCAAAAACGUC